CCAGGAGAGUGGGGGGCCUGAUGGGCCAGGAAUGGGGUCCCUGGGCACAGCGCUGGUCCUUCUGGGGCAGCUCUGGGCCCUGCAAGGAGCUCCAGGCCUGAGUGUGCUUCAGGAGCCCAGGUGGCUGCGGGUGAGGCAGGACACCCAGGUGACUUUGACCUGCGAGGUGGUGCAGACCCAGGCCUGGGAGCAGCUCCGUGUGGAGUGGAUCAAGGAUGGCGACAGCGUGUGCCAAUCAUAUGUCACCAAGGGCAGCCUCAGGCCAGGGGGCUGCGGGCCCCGGAGGCGGCUCUCCUGGCGGCCACCUGGCACUGUCACCCUGCAGCUGGACCGCGUGAGCCUCAACGACAGCGGGGACUACGUGUGCUGGGUGGCCACGGAGAUCCCGGAGCUGGAGGAGGCCGAGGGCAACGGAACGUGGCUGCUGGUGGAGACAGAUGGCCGGCCACCGCCAAAACAGGGCUCCAGCUUCCCAGGACUCCUCCCGGCUCUGCUGGUGGCGGGGGGCGUGGCCGUGGCCGCGAUCGCGCUGGGCGCCGGGAUCUGGGGCCGCCGCCGCUGCGGGCACGAGGACUCAGGGAACCCCCUCUACAGCAACGUCCUCUACCGGCCCCGGGGGGCGCCAAAGAAGACUGAGGCAUGGCCUGUGGAGGGGAAGGUGCUGGAGACCCCCAGGGAGGACCGGAAAGCCCAGAGCUUCUAUUCCGUCUCUUUCCCGCAGCCCCCCACCCCCCAGCGGUGCCUGGCCCCCAAACCUUGCCCCAGCCCCAGGCCCACUCAUCUCAUCUCUACAGUCAGAGUCUCUCCUGACCCAGGCCCCUCUAGGCAGCCGAGGCCGAGAGGGUUCCUUGAAGAAGGAAGAGAAGUCGGAGCCCCCGGAGACCCAGAGAGGACCCCCAAGUGGCCACGUGAAGAUGCGACUGGUUCCACGGGGGUCAGCGGGGCCCGCGCUCCGUCCUGA
This is a messenger RNA of Ceratotherium simum simum (southern white rhinoceros), 961 nucleotides long. RefSeq names its product transmembrane and immunoglobulin domain containing 2 (gene TMIGD2). NCBI's taxonomy places the organism in Eukaryota, Metazoa, Chordata, Mammalia, Perissodactyla, Rhinocerotidae. Gene Ontology annotation, biological process: B cell differentiation; B cell receptor signaling pathway. Gene Ontology annotation, cellular component: external side of plasma membrane; B cell receptor complex. The record is from RefSeq and is a predicted model, not a curated record.